AUGUUCUCUUCUUCCUCAUCCUCCGACCAGCUCUGCUAUCUCCACUGCAACAUUUGCGACACCAUACUCGUGGUGAGUGUUCCUGAGUUGAGCUUGUUCAAGUCUGUGAGUGUCCGAUGCGGGCAUUGCUGCAGUCUCUUGCCAGUGGCGGCCACUCCAGAAAAGAGACAGAGAGUGCCUUCUGCCUACAACCGUUUCAUCAAAGAAGAAAUCCAGCGGAUCAAAGCAGGAAAUCCGGGUAUAUGCCAUAGGGACGCUUUCAGUGCCGCUGCCAAAAACUGGGCCCACUUUCCACACAUUCACUUUGGGGUAAUGCCAGAUCACAUACCCAACCAAGCCACGCUGUCCGUCCGUCGCCAGGAAGAAGAAGAUCGUUCUAUUAUGUUGAUCAAAGACGGUGGCUACUUUGCAUCACAAAACCUCUGUUUCUCUCCGUAUUAG
Impatiens glandulifera is the source of this 441-nucleotide messenger RNA. RefSeq names its product axial regulator YABBY 3-like. The record is from RefSeq and is a predicted model, not a curated record. Gene Ontology annotation, biological process: fruit development; abaxial cell fate specification; regulation of shoot apical meristem development. NCBI's taxonomy places the organism in Eukaryota, Viridiplantae, Streptophyta, Magnoliopsida, Ericales, Balsaminaceae. The coding region runs from base 1 to 441 and encodes 146 amino acids. The transcript has 6 exons. Gene Ontology annotation, cellular component: nucleus.